GGGUACAUUUGUUAUUUCUCGUCUCUCUCAUAUUUUCUUCUCUCCUUCUUUAACGUUCUGAUUCUUCUUUUUCCUUCUUUCAAUACACGUUGACCUCAAAUAGAUGCACGGAACUUGUGAUUUGAAAGUCUCAAAACUUAAAUUCAAUCUCAAGAACCUGUGCAUUUUAUUUCAAUUCAUCAAAAAUUGAAUUGCUCCACGAUUUCCGUAUUCGGUGUUCAAAAUUUGAGCUAGUUAAUUGCGUUAAUCCAGCUUUAUGGAAACAAUAAUUAUUGACGGUGACAACGAACAGGAAAACACAGAAAUAUUGCAAGAAAUGGAUGUCGAUCCGAAUGAAAUAGUGCCCAAAACAAAUUUAACUAUUGCAGAGGAAAAAAAGAAUGAAGGCAAUGAACACUACAAAGCACAAAACUACAAACAGGCACUUCGACUAUAUUCCGACGCGAUAACAAUAUGCCCAGAAACGCCUGCCUACUACGGCAAUCGUGCUGCAUGCUACAUGAUGUUGGGCGAUUUCAAAUCGGCACUGGCUGAUUCCAGGCACUCAAUUUUCUUGGACAGUAAAUUCGAAAAGAGUUACAUUCGCAUCGUCAAAUGCUGUUUGGCACUCGGCGACAUUGUCGGAUGCGAACAGGCCAUCAAAAAAUUGCUGGAAAAUGAUCCGAAAAAUUUGGCUGUCAAUGUUGAGCUGGAAAAUUGCAAGCAACUCCGUGCGCUUGAGGGCAAAGCAUUUUCGUCGUACAAUCAGAAAGACUAUCGUACGGCACUGUAUCAUACCGACGGCUGUUUGAAAUAUGCACCGGCAAGUUUGAAAUACAAAUUACUGAAAGCCGAAUGUCUGGUCUUACUGGGACGCAUUGGAGAUGCUAAUGAUUUGGCAGUGUUGUGCAUGCAGGCAGAUAGUUCCAACGCUGAAGCAGUUUAUGUUCGUGGAUUGUGUUUGUACUACAAAGAUAACUUGGAGAAAGGGCUCAUUCAUUUCGAGCGGGCACUUAGUCUCGAUCCGGAUAAUAAAAAUGCGCGAGAAAUGCGAUUUAAGGCUAAGAAUCUGAAAGAGAAAAAGGAACUGGGCAAUGAACUUUUUAAAACUGGAAAACUACGUGAUGCACAGACUGCUUACACCGAAGCGUUAGUCAUCGAUCCCACCAACAAAGACAUGAACUCUAAACUAUUCUACAAUCGAGCGUUGGUUAAUUCACGCCUAGCGGUUCAUGCCGAUGCUGUAAGAGAUUGUACAUCAGCGUUGGACAACAAUCCCGCUUACUUGAAAGCUCUGAUAUUACGUGCAAAAUCACACAACGCGAUGGAGAAGUAUGAGGAAUGCGUGAAAGAUUACGAAGCUGCAUUGAAAAUGGAAAGGACAUCCGAAAUCAAGAAUUUACUUAAAGAAGCAAAACAUUCGCUGAAACUAUCCAAGCGUAAGGAUUACUACAAAAUACUGGGCAUCGAUAAAUACGCGACCGAUAACGACAUAAAGAAAGCUUAUCGAAAGCGGGCCCUUGUUCAUCAUCCGGAUCGGCAUGCGAAUGCAUCCGAUGAAGAGAAACGGGAACAGGAACGACAGUUCAAAGAAGUGGGCGAAGCGUACACAAUUCUAUCCGAUUCACAAAAGAAGUCGCGCUACGACAAUGGACAGGAUUUGGAUGAAGAUCAUUCCGGAUUCGAUCCGAACCAAAUGUACAGACAGUUUUUCCAGUACAGUGCAGGUCCCACAUUUGGAUUUUCAUUUAAUUAGUUGGAAACGGUCGUUGGUGUCUCAAUAUUUGUUUUUGAUGAAGAAGUGUUCAAUUUUCCAUUCAUAAAAAUUUGAUGCAAAACAUUUUGUUUUUGUCGACUACUAAAUUAACUGAAAUAACAAUUUAGAAUAACUGCAA
Molecule: messenger RNA, 1874 nt
Organism: Bradysia coprophila
Lineage: Eukaryota; Metazoa; Arthropoda; Insecta; Diptera; Sciaridae
Gene: Tpr2
Product: Tetratricopeptide repeat protein 2
Molecular function (GO): protein binding
Source: RefSeq, a predicted model, not a curated record